AUGGCUCAUGCUUGGCUCGACUCCUUGUCGGAGGAUUGGCCCUCACAGGCCGGUUCCGAGACUUCUCCGUCCGCCCAGCUGCCACCUCUGAAACCGACCGAGAACAACAAAACUCCAAACGCAAAGGGACCCGGCAGUCGCAUACCACUUCCCGUCAGUAGGGUACGACCUUCGAGUGCCGGCACGAGCGACAAGAGCGUCGUCGCCCUGAGCGAACGGAGUUCCAACGACGUCAAUCUCCCUCUCUCCCAAAGAGGCCCUUCGAAGCUUUCCCGCGAGAUCAAACCCCACGAUCGAUCGCGCCAAACCAGCCGCGCUCUCUCGGCAUCUACCAACGGCUCUGUGAUCCAUAAUACGGUACAGCACAAGUCGAUCAAAUCAUCGCCCCUAAGGGGCACUGCCGACACCCCAGAAUGGAAGCGCAGACUGGUGUAUGGAGACGUUGCAUAUGGUGAACAGCGGGACCUCUUUUGCUCUGCGGCCGCCGGCCUCGAGAAUAUGUUCAAGCCGCCAUCCUCUCACCAGGACAGCACCUUGGCUGAUCAGAGCCCCCCGUUCUUCCGGCGCCAAGACAUGGACGAAGACCAAGACGAAGACGAGUCGGAUGGCAGAAGCCAGAUGGACCCAAGCCCGAGCCCGAGCCCUAGGAUACGCCCGCCUCACAUAACUUACAAAGCAUCGACCGACGACUCCAUCGACCAAAGUAAGUUGAGCGAACCAAGCCCGCACCGCGACAGUUACUCCCAAGAACCGAGCCUCGUGACCUCUGUGUCCGGCCUGGCACCGCCGAACGAUGCAUCGCGAAAGACCAGUGGACAAAGCGUCAUCCAAAACGAAGAUUUCAGCCCGAUCGUCCUUACCCUGAUGCGCCAGAAGGAGAAUGAACGGAAAGGCGGUACUGCGCCGGCAGAGCUCCCUGUUGACCAGCUUCAAGAUCGGCUUGAGAAGCUACGAAUCGACCAGAUGCUCCUGGACUCACAAGGGGAGCUCAGGUUUGACGCAGAUGGGACCCUUGACGACGCCGGAAGCGACAGGAUAGAGACAACAGAGGACUACGCAAGGCGCGGAGGCUUCCUGAACAUACGACGGGGGGCACAUCUGGCGAUGGGUCCUUUAGAUAUCGGGGUUUGA
Messenger RNA from Colletotrichum spaethianum, 1131 nucleotides. RefSeq lists its product as uncharacterized. The transcript is spliced from 2 exons. The coding region runs from base 1 to 1131 and encodes 376 amino acids. The record is from RefSeq and is a predicted model, not a curated record. Lineage: Eukaryota; Fungi; Ascomycota; Sordariomycetes; Glomerellales; Glomerellaceae.